Molecule: messenger RNA, 2043 nt
Organism: Phacochoerus africanus (Common warthog)
Lineage: Eukaryota; Metazoa; Chordata; Mammalia; Artiodactyla; Suidae
Gene: CAPS2
Product: calcyphosine 2
Exons: 18
Coding region: 267-1955 (562 amino acids)
Molecular function (GO): calcium ion binding
Source: RefSeq, a predicted model, not a curated record
AGCUCCGGCGGAGGUUUAGAGGCGCAGCGGAGCUGGUCCUCUGAAACGCUUGGCAGGCCCGGAACUUAAAAGAGUUCAUGCCUUGCACUUUCCUUUAUUCUUUGCUUUCCACUGUGUUCUGAUUUGGUAUAAGCAACAUUAUAGCCACUAAUACCACUGAUCAGGAGAGAAAUGAUGAUGAUUGGAGUUGGAAAUAAUCAUCUUUAAAAAAUGAGAAAAGUGGGAGCUUUUUCAAAGUAUACUGCAUGAUAAAUACAUGAACUUGAAUGGAUUUAGAGGUUAAAGGAGUUGCUGCUUCUCCUGUAAGUCAAACUCAACCAUGUUCUGGAAGAAAGAACCCACUACAACAAGGAUGGACCUCCAAAUCAUGGGCAAUGGAGAAUCCUUGCCUACCUGUGGUUCCACGACUUGAUUUGGGAAGCCUUGUUGACUCUGAUGAAGAGGAGCAGGACAUACUACCUGAGGAUUUGCCAGCGCCAACAGGAAAAUAUAAACUAAAAAAUCAGCAAUAUAAAACUGAAAUGAAAGAGGAAUAUAAGCAGUAUAGUAAGAGAAAUGCAGAAAAGACUAAGUCAAACAUCGCACAUCAACAGAAUGUAAAAAACAAAAUAGAUGGCAAGUGUAUACAAGAUGCAGAAGCCAUUGUGGAUGAUCUUACAACUCUGGACAGGAAAGCCCUCCUACAGCACGGUUAUGCAGACAACCCUUAUACUGCACAACGGACUACAAGAAAAUCUGACGCCGAAGUUGUGGCUGCAGAGAAGAAGAAACAGACUGUUGCAGAGCAAGUGAUGCUAGACCACUUAUCCAGGGCUGUAAUCAGUGAUCCAGAGCAAAAUUUAACCACUGAGAAACAAGAAAUUGCUCAUAUCCUUCCAGAUUCAAAGAUGGCACCUAUUCGAUUUAGGAAAAGAACACUACAUGAAACAAAAAUAAGAACCCAGUCUACCUUAACUGAAAAUAUGCUUUCUCAUAAAGUACAAUUUGAUGGUAGAAUCAUAUCAAGAAAUGGACAUGAUGCCUGCAGAGAGCUGGUUGGGUUCUUUUUCACUCAUGACCAGUCCCUUACAAUUUAUGAGUAUCGGCAAUUUGGGAAAAAUAGAACAAAUGUGCUUCCUUUUAUUCAGAAGAGCAUUUAUUGUCAUCAGCAUGGACGAAGAAAAGGAAAACAAUACCAACUUGGUGAUUUUUAUAUUGGUGCUAACUUGACAUUUUUGAGUUCUGAACAUCCCAGGCUUCCAGAAAGCAUAAAAGAAAACACAGUGCUUACACUUCGAAUCACGAAUAUUGAUCGGGGAGCUUCAGAUUCUCUCAAACAUGUCAAUUGCAGAACUGAUUCUGUGGAACAUGAUGAUAUAAACAAUCAAGAAGCCAAUGAUAGGCUGGUUUUCAAGGCCAUUCAAGCAGAUGUGCUAAAAGAACAGCUACGGAAAAGAGGUGUUCGUAUUUUGACCGGUUUGGGAAAAUACCUUCAACAAUUGGACAAGAAAAGAAAUGGGCUUUUAGAGAAGGCAGAUUUUAAGCAAGCUCUGGAAGUAUUUCACUUAGAAGUGUCUGAAAACGAUUUUGAGUGUUUGUGGCUAAUUCUAAAUGGUAAUGGUGAUGGCAAGGUUGAUUAUGGAGAAUUCAAACGUGCUGUUGUUGGUGAAAUGAAUGAAUACAGGAAAUCAUUUGUUCGAAAGGCCUUUAUGAAAUUGGAUUUUAACAAAACAGGUACUGUGUCUAUUACAGACAUAAGAAAAUGUUAUUGUGCAAAGGAGCAUCCUCAAGUAAUUUCAGGACAUUCCACAGAGGAAGAAAUCAAAUCAUCUUUUCUAGAAACAUUAAAAGAUGCCUGCAUCAAGUCCGAUGAAGUGUCAUAUGGUGAAUUUGAAGAUUACUAUGAAGGUCUAAGUAUAGGGAUAAUAGAUGAUGAAGAUUUUGUUAACAUCUUACGUACCCCAUGGGGGAUUUAGUUUUUUAAAAUGAGUAUAUCAUCAGAACUAAGCAUUGUAAAGGAGAGAUGAAUUGAAUGUAAAGUCUAGAAUAUACUAUUCUAGAGUU